AUGAAAUUCGCUCUUCUACUGAGUGAAAGUCUGGUCCCUGAAUGGCGAGCCCAGUACCUCGAUUACAAGGCUGGAAAAAAACGUCUCAAGAAAAUUGGGAAAAAUAUUUCAAAUCCUCCUCUUGUUCAAGAAUCUUCCUCUUUGCAAAGCUUCUCAGCUGGUGCCAGAGAACAAGCUGAUGUUAUUUCAAGACCUACCCCAGCUAAGGUACCUGCUCCAGCCGCAGAGCAUUCUAGCGAUGACAAUGCUCCUCCACCCACCACAGCUCCAAAUGUCGACCAUAAAGCUGUCUUAGAAGGCUUCUCUUUAGGACCCCCAGCUGCUACUUCCUCUUCUUCAGAGCUCCCUCAACAGGAAAUCUCCACUCAAGAUGCUACGACUUCUUUCCAUACACCCGCUACUCCGUUUUCUUCGCUAAACAAACCGAAUACUCAGUAUGGAACCAUUGCAGAAACAGAUCCUCUGACUCCCUUAGUCCCACCAGCAGGCAUGUCAAAGCUUCCUACUCAAGAUACCAACAUUGUCACAGAUCAAUCGCCUUUGCUUGAUCCUUCACACAAUAGAUACAAUCCACGACCAGUCCAACAAGUAGGCCCUGAACCAGGAAUUACUUCUACAAUUAAAAAAAACGUGACUUUUAAAAAUCUUGUUGACAAGAUACCUGCACAAAUCAAGGCCUUAGGUAAUGGAUCCCAACAAUCCUCAAUGGCUAUUCGUUUUGAUGAAAUGUAUACUUUGGAAGAACAAGACUUUAUGGAUUGGCUUGACAGCGAAUUUUUAAAAAUCCAAACAUUUUACAAAAAAAAGGAAGAUGAAGGCGUUGAACGGUAUUUAAUUCUUCAAGACCAACUUUUUAAUUUGCGUGAGCAACGUUAUAAUCAAAAGGCAAAGCAAGAAAAGAAAACUGCUCGGUUAGUUUCUUCAAAUUAUCCUACUCUUGCGUCAUCUCAAAAAAUUUCAAAGGAAAUUAAACAUAAAAUCACGCGCAAGUUUGAUCUCCCAUCUCUUCCAACUUCUCUCCAUAAUCUUUUCUUUACCCCAAUACAAGACCACGAUGAAGAGGAAUUGCGAGAAGACUUUUAUCGCUCUACCAAAAACAGAAUUGAUAAAGAAAGUCUCACAAAUACCCCCGAUAGAUUGGAAGCUGCUUCCCGUAGAGCUUCUAUACGACCCACUUCUAGCUAUGGAUCAGUUCACACCACAGGUGCAGAGGGUAACCAAGCUGCAAAUGCUCGUCAACGCAGACACAUUAUUUCCCAUGAAAAUGAUGAUGAACAAGAAGAAGUGAUAAACCCUAUGACUGGUCACACUAGAGAUUAUACACGUCGUGUUCGUGAUCAGAAAAUUUCCUACUCUGUGGCUCGUCGUCAACUUAAAAUGGCCGUUGUUGAACUCUACCGUGAACUUGAAAUGCUCAAGUCUUACCGCUCACUUAAUCUCACAGGUAUGCGCAAGAUUUUGAAAAAGUUUGACAAAACCAGCGGUCAUCACUCGCUUCCAGGGUACAUGGCAAAAGUCACCCAGAGCUACUUAAACAAGACUGAAAUUUUGGACGAUUUGAUUGCGAAAACUGAGGAUAUGUUUGCCAUCUACUUUGAAAAUGGUAAUCACAAAAUGGCUGUUGAAAAACUCCGUGCAAAUGCAGUUCAUGAAGAACAUUAUACGGAAACCUUUCUUACUGGUCUUUUCAUUGGUCUUUCAAUUCCAUUCAUCAUUCGUGCCACUUGGAUGGGUCUUAAGAGUCUUCAUGAAGGAGAUCCCGACGCUUUAUUUCUUUUCCAAAUCUGGGGCGGGUUUUUCCUCAUCAUUAUGAUGCUUUGUCUUUUCGCUGUAAAUUGCAUUGUCUGGACUUUUUACAAAAUUAAUUACCCGUUUGUGUUUGAAUUUAAUCCAUUGCAUCAUCUAAGUUCUAAUCAAAUUGGUUCUGUGCCGUCAUUUUUGCUCUUCAUCAUGAGCAUCCUUGGUUGGCUUUGUUUUGAAGAUUUCUGGGAAAAGGAUUUUCGCCAAAUUUAUUUCCCUCCAAUUUUUUUGGUUUUCUCCGUUGUCAUUUUACUUUGGCCCUUUGGAGUUUUCCACCUUAAUGCUCGUAAGUGGCUUUCAAUUGCAUUUUGGCGUGUUUUCUUUUCGGGCUUUUACCCAGUUGAAUUCCGAGAUCUCAUUGUUGGAGAUAUUUGCUGCUCUCUCACUUACUCUAUCAGUAACGCUGCCUUUUUUUUCUGUCUCUAUGCUACCCACUGGAGCGGCUUGGUUUCUGGGAAUACCUCUGGUUCCUUGUGCGGCUCAAGCCAUUCCCGUUGGAUGGGCUUUUUGUCUGCCCUACCGGGUAUUUGGCGUUUCCUACAAUGCGGCAGGCGAUACCUUGACUCUGGAGAUGCUUUCCCGCACUUGGCAAACAUGGGCAAGUACACUUUACUCAUUUGUACCAAUGCCUUUUUAAGCGCCUACCGUAUCCGCCUAAACUCCAGUUCUCUUCGCACGUCUUACAUAGUGUUUGCUAGUUUAAACACUCUAAUGAGCUCCUUUUGGGACUUGUUUAUGGAUUGGUCUUUGAUGCAAAUUGGUUCCGCAAACUUUUUGCUACGAGAUGAAUUGGCCUUUAAGUCAACUUUGCCUUACUAUUUGGCCAUGGUUGUAGACCCUAUUUUGCGAUGCAAUUGGAUUUUUUACAUCAUCUAUGCUAAUCAAGUCCAACAAUCUGCCAAAGUAUCAUUUUUUGUUGCUCUUUCAGAAGCUUUAAGAAGAUUCAUUUGGGUUUUUUUCCGUGUGGAAAAUGAACAUUGCUCCAACGUUACGCGCUUUAGAGCUUCAAGAGACAUUACUUUGCCAUACACCAUUGUCAAACGCAAAGAGUCACCACUCAUUAAAGGCCAACCUGGCACCAAACAAGAGCAAGAAUCAUUGCUUGGCGGUGUUCGUCCUGAUGACGAGGAAAGUAUGGUUGGCACCAGUGCCGAUGCUGGGGCUGGGGCUGGUGAUGGUGCUGGUGCUGGUGCUGGUGCUGGUUCUUCCGUUUCUGGUGCUGCCCAAACAACACCUGACCAGCAACAGUCCCAGCAACACGAACAGGCACCAACGCAACAAGAGCUUACAGAAGCACUACAACGCAAGGCAACGUUUGGUCAGCGGUUGUAUCGUUUCAUGGAGCCAUUGCUUGAGACGAUUGGUAAAACACUACAAACUGCGCACGUGCGAGACUUUGAACGCCGCAAAGAUAAACCCAAAAAUGGUGAAGAAGGAUCUGGAAGCCCCGGAGAUACGGAUGACGAAGAAGAGGAAGACGAGGAUAUUGAGUUUGCAGAAGAACAAUAUUUGGAAGAACUUAUUGAUAGUGAUGGUGGUUUAGCUUCACAAUCAGAUGCUCACGGGACUAGUCGUCUCCAGUCGCCGAGGUUAGCGGCUCGUCGGCGCCAGCGCCGUCACGCUGGUAGUAUAGGCAGUACAGGCAGUGCAGGCAGUGGUGGUGGUGGGUCGAGCCACCACAAUAGUCAACACAAUAGUGUUUCUAGUCUUCGGAACCAAUCUCAAAUGGAGUCCGAAUCAGCUCGUGAUUGGCGUGACAAGUUUUUGUAA
Molecule: messenger RNA, 3570 nt
Organism: Magnusiomyces paraingens
Lineage: Eukaryota; Fungi; Ascomycota; Dipodascomycetes; Dipodascales; Dipodascaceae
Exons: 4
Coding region: 1-3570 (1189 amino acids)
Biological process (GO): cellular response to phosphate starvation; phosphate ion transport
Cellular component (GO): Golgi apparatus; plasma membrane; cytoplasm
Molecular function (GO): inositol hexakisphosphate binding
Source: RefSeq, a predicted model, not a curated record